AGAGGGAGUGAGACCCGGAUGCUGAUGCGAGUGAGGCGAAGGAAGGAAGAGGGGAGAGAAAAUAUCGAUUUACGGCAAGAAAACCGAAGGGAGUGUAAUAGAAGGGGCCUUUACCCUGCGUGAACUGUCAUCAGGAGCGAGGAGGGGGAUACGGCAGCUGGUUAUAGCGCGCCCAUAUCCGCGGAUAUCAGUGUGCGUGUGUGUGUGUGUGUGUUUUGCACCUGUGUACCCGGCGGUGAGGGGAGGAGGACACGCCAAAGGAGAGAAGAGAAGAUGCUGUGAUCCGCUACUUGCAGGGAUGUAGAGAGGGAGAGACGGGAGAGUCAGGGAGGGGGAGGACGGCGCUACGUUAAAAAAAAGAUGCUUGUUUUGCGGGGAAUGCGCGUUUCACCUCGAAGUAUUGUGAGAAUGCGGCGGCCGUGUAAUAAAUCGUACCGUUUGGCAAAGCCCAGAAACUUCAGGCGGUGUCGGUUUUUUUGACAGGCGGCGCGAGCGAGACGGCCGUUCGUCAAGGCGUUGAAGCUAAAGCUAGCCUCGCUGCUGUGUGGGAGAGCGGCGGCGAGGCUAAAAUAGCAUGUUGUUGGACCUGUGAAACAGGCCUGGCAGUGAGGGGAAAACAGUGAUUUCAUUUUCAGUGCAAGCAUACACUUGACGUAUUGGACGUUUUGUCCGUUUACUUAACUAAAAAUAAUAUUAAGCGUAGGAAAAAUACAUGAAUAUUUUAAGGCAGACGUGAAAACCUGCUCGUUUCAAGGCUAUAUAAGGGUAACGUUUUCUCAUUAACAGGCAUAUAUCGUUAACGUCAUACGUAUAACAAGGUGCGAGUUAUAGAAAUAAGCUAAUGUACAUAAAUAAGACUCGUUAGUUUGCCUACUUUAGAGUAGUGGUUGAUAUUUAACGCAGAAAACACCCUAGAAACUUAUUGCCAUGUCAGUUCCCCCUGCUUUAUUCUACAUAUAGCAAGAUGUUUUGUAAAAAAAAAAAAAAUAAUUAAAAAAAAAUAAACAUCAUGUUUACCGUGCAGUCUCGGUUUAGAUGAAAAACGUCCACCCAGGUGUUGUAAAUCAGCAGCAGUUUUCACUUCUAUGGUUUUUUGUUUUUUUCACGUUCAUGAAGUGACUUCAAAGAAAGUCCGUGUUACCGCUGACAUAAAAAGACAGUCGUUCUAAUUUGAGCAUCGUCUUGUGUCCCACAGUAACUUCUGUGUAAGCUGUACAAUAUCACAGUAAUUGCAAUAACUACAGUGCAGUAAGUAGUAAUAAUUGUGUGUUAGCCUCCAGUUAAGAGCAGUAUGAGUAAGGAACUGUCUCUAAGUCAGUCAGCUCAAUAUGUUGGGCCCUAUCGACUGGAAAAGACUCUGGGGAAGGGACAGACAGGACUUGUCAAACUGGGGGUCCACUGUAUUACGGGUCAGAAGGUAGCCAUCAAAAUAGUCAACAGAGAGAAGCUGUCUGAGUCAGUCCUGAUGAAGGUUGAAAGGGAGAUUGCCAUUCUGAAACUGAUUGAGCAUCCGCAUGUAUUGAAGCUGCAUGAUGUUUACGAGAAUAACAAAUAUCUGUACCUGGUGUUAGAGCAUGUGUCAGGAGGAGAGCUUUUUGACUACCUGGUGAAGAAGGGCCGGCUAACUCCGAAAGAGGCCAGGAAGUUCUUCAGGCAGAUCAUCUCUGCUUUGGAUUUCUGCCACAGUCAUUCCAUCUGUCACAGAGACCUGAAGCCUGAGAACUUGCUCCUGGAUGAAAAGAACAACAUUCGUAUCGCUGACUUUGGCAUGGCCUCCCUACAGGUGGGAGACAGUCUGUUAGAAACCAGCUGUGGAUCACCACAUUAUGCUUGCCCUGAGGUUAUACGGGGGGAGAAGUAUGAUGGGCGGAGAGCAGAUGUGUGGAGCUGUGGGGUCAUCCUGUUUGCCCUACUGGUGGGGGCCCUUCCUUUUGACCACGACAAUUUACGCCAGCUCCUGGAAAAGGUAAAGAGCGGGGUGUUCCACAUGCCUCACUUCAUCCCCCCGGACUGUCAGUCCCUGCUGAAGGGAAUGAUUGAGGUCAACCCUGAAAAGAGGCUCACGCUAGAGACCAUCCAGAAACAUUCCUGGUAUCUGGGUGGUCGUAACGAGCCGUGUCCUGAGCAGCCUCCUCCAAGGCGAGUUUGUGUGAGGCGAAUCUUGUCCCUGACUGAGCUGGACCCAGAUGUGCUGGACAGCAUGCACUCGCUCGGUUGUUUCCGAGACAGAGUCAAGCUCACACGUGACUUGCAGUGUGAGGAAGAAAACCAGGAGAAAAUGAUCUAUUACCUUCUGCUAGACAGGAAAGAGCGGUACCCCAGCUAUGAGGAUGAGGACUUACCUCCGCGCAAUGAUGUAGACCCUCCUCGAAAGCGCGUCGACUCCCCUAUGCUGACGCGCCACGGCCGUUGCCGUCCCGAAAGGAAGAGCCUGGAGGUCCUGAGUGUCACCGAACAAGGGUCUCCUACACCACCUCGCAGGGCCCUGGACACAGCUGCACACAGCCAGAGGUCUCGCUCAGUCAGUGGAGCGUCAACUGGUCUCUCCUCCAGCCCUCUCAGUAGUCCCAGGUCCUAUCAGAGCCCCGUCUUCACUUUCAGCCAAUCAGAUGUCACCUCUGCCACCGCUUCCCCUCUCACAAAGGAGUCCAAACAGGGAAGCACCACCACUCCUCGCUCAGCACGGGCUCAUGACAAGCCCAAAGCUCCCCCAAACCCAAAGACCCAGACCUUGCCCACCAAGGGACCCGCCAACCGACCCCACCUCCAGCCCAUCAAAUCCUUGCCUCUGCAAAAUCCAUCCUCCCACUCGCCCUCCCCUUCCCCACUCCUGUCACCAAUCCCCCGUUUCUUCUUCCCUUCCUCUUCUGUCCUAAAGUCAGUGACUAAGAGCUUCUACCCAAACUCUGCCCACUCUGUGCCGCAGGUCACUCCCCAGGGCUCUCCGUUGCCCACACCCUUGGGCACCCCUGUUCACCACCCUCACCACCCCUCCUCCACCCCGCCCUCCUCUUCCUCGUCCUCAUCCUCCUCGCGGGCGGAGGGAGGGGGAGGGGUGGGCUCACUGUCGCUGACCCCACCCUCCAGUCCAGGAGGGGGGAGCGGCAUGGCAGCCAGCAGCUCUGCCCAUUGGAGGACUCGCCUCAACUCUUUCAAGAACAACCUCCUGGGCUCACCAAGAUUCCAUCGGCGUAAAUUGCAAGUUCCUACAUCAGAGGAUAUGUCCAGCCUAACGCCAGAAUCCAGCCCUGAGCUAGCUAAGAAAUCGUGGUUUGGGAAUUUCAUCGGCUUGGAGAAAGAGGAGCAGAUCUUCGUGGUGAUCAGAGACAAACCGCUGAGCUCUGUCAAAGCUGACAUUGUCCACGCCUUCCUGUCUAUCCCAUCCCUCAGUCACAGCGUCCUCUCACAGACCAGCUUCCGAGCCGAAUACAAAUCCUCCGGCGGUCCCUCCGUCUUCCAGAAGCCCGUCAAGUUCCAGGUGGACAUUGCCUUUUCCGAGGGCGAGAGGGAGCGGGACAGGGAGAGAAACGAGAGGGAGGGCAGGAGGGAGACAGGAAUUUACAGCGUGACAUUCACCCUCAUAUCAGGUCCGAGUCGCAGGUUCAGACGGGUGGUGGAAACGAUUCAAGCGCAGCUUCUCAGCUCCCAUGAUCACCCAUUGGUGUCAGCCCUAUCUGAUCCCUUCCCAGAUGAGAAGAACAGUCGGCCCCACGGGACCCCCACCCGCCAAAACUCGAGGCGCUCCGAGGGUGGGGGCGACAGGUGCGAGUGGGGUGACCGAGCAGAUGGCGGAGGCAUAGGAGGCAGCGGGGGAGUUCUGCAGCGCAGAGGCUCAGCCAAAGAGAGAACCCGACUGCUGUCCUCCAACGGAACCCAAUCCCAACCAUAGGAUAGAAAGUUAGACUGCGCAGCAGGAUGCCUGAACUACACCAGAAAGAAGACAGUGUAAUUUCAUCUCCAAGUAUCCCUGCAAGCCAUGAGCUACUCCUAUUCUUCCUUGUCUAAGUUACUGAAGGUGCUUGACCACAGAGCAAGGAUUGAGCCUUUUUCCUCCCCAUCAUGCACAUUUUUUCCAACUCGAGAUUCUACCGAUCUUAUGAUUACCAGGAUUCCUACCCUUAAAUGAGAAACAAGUGUUAACAAACCGCCCUUUAAUGAAAAAAAAAAUAACAAUACGUGAAUGAGCAGUUUGGUAUUCAUCAUAGGUACAGCUUCACAGAUCAAACUAGGAAUUUUGAAGUGCUAAUGUGCAUGCCAGUUAGCGAAUCAGCCUGCUCAAGGAUGCUGAUAUGAUCAGAUAGGCUAGUCUACCAUAUCAUUGUAAUACAGUAUCCAACACCAAAAAAAAGGAAAAAAAGAAAUAACAGUAAUGUGAUGGUUCUCGAGAUUACUCCUAAAAUGAAUCAGUGCGCUCAUAUCACUAUCAAGCAACAGCUAAACCCGCCCACUAAAAAGAAAUAUGAAUGCAUCUCAGCAGAAGAAUCCUAAAGAGUUAGCACCCUGCUGCCGCCCCAGUGAGUGGCGAUGAGCUCAGUGAAGGUCCUGUUUUUCUCCAGCAGUGUCUCCUCCUAAGGUAAAGAAAACCAACAAAGUAAGCUAAGUAAGUGAAUGUGAACAAAAAAAGAUAUUUUUUUAUUUAGUUUUUAUUUAUGUUUACACAUUUCUUUUAAGGAUGUCAGUAGCACAGUGAUCACAGUAAAGACAGCAACUGAGACACUCCACACAGUGUUUGACAGUGGAAGCUGCUUUUCCGACAGGCAUUCAUUCAGAGUUAAGCGUUUCGAUUCUUUUAUAUUUGCUUUUUACUCAGAGACAAUAUGAAACAAUGCUUCUAAGAUUUUUGCAUUGGACCCUCGUUGCUCUGAAGAAAAGUGUUUGAACAGAAAUAUGAACAGUAAUAUAUGAAAGCUUUUUUUUGUUUUGUCGUCACUAUCCGUGAUUAGCUUCAUGAACCUCAUCACAGCUGUUUGCGCCCAGAUUGAAUGAGAAGAGCAUCACCGGCCUGUGGAUCAAACAGAAACCGCCUUUCUUGUCAAGCUUUGUCUCCUGUUGCCAUAGUAUUCAUAUACUGACUCAUGUCAAAAUAAAGCAAACAAACAAACAAAAAAAGAAGAUACACAGUAAGGAAAUUCAUCAAUGGGACGUAUUCAUGAUGCUGGACUUUAAAAAAGGUGUCAGCUUCUUGUUGAACAGGACUUCCUAACCCCACGCUCGUUAUUUCAGUGUUCACCGACAAGCCAAGUAUCCAUUGCCGCACCCUUGCUCAUCACUAAGAGUCGCCAUUCUGCAAGCAGACGUAGCAACUCAAGGCAGUCACAUAUAUUACUCCAGUACUCUAUCAGACUAGUCGAUGUUCAUCACAGUCUUCCAUACAGUGCAAUAUGCAACAAGAGUGCAGAAGGAUUUCAGAGAGACACACAGUGCUACACUUCAUUAUUUUAAUGUCAUUUUUUCUAAUCUGUCGAUUUAUCUGUCUGUUGUUUAUUUAUUUAUUUAUGGGGUUUUUUGUCAUGUAUUUGUUUUAUAAACUAGGUUUCAUGCCAACAAAAUGUGUCAAUAACAAACCCAAGAAACCCGUUCCUGUUCAUGUUAUUUAUUCAUUUUUCUUCGAUAGCAGCAGUUGCUCUCAUCUUACUGAGCUUUUGUCUGUAUCUUGCGUCUCUGUGACUCACACUGAUCUCUGGUAACUGGUAUCUGUGUGCGAGACGGGUGGGUGGCGACUGAAUAAGAGUGGGCUGAGAACUUUGCAGCGGAUGCAUUUUGAGGUAGUUACAUGUGGAUUUUCCCAACUGACCCAGUGAUUUUGAACUAACCAACACAGCCAAACCCUAACAGGCCUAUGUUUUCUCUGUCACAAACACACAUGAGCACAUCAAAUACUUGCUUGUUGGCUUUAUCUCCUGUGUUAAUGCCUUGUCCGUUUGACCUGUCUGUCACGCUUCCUCACCUCUGUUUUGUUCCCAUUGUCACAAGAAGAGAAACUGUAUGGAGUUGUUUGCCUCACAGUCCUAAACACACUGAUUGCUCACCUCAUCUUUCACAUCACCUUCACUUUUCAUUGACCCAACUCUGGCUAAGAUUGUAAACUAUUCUCCAUCCAUAAGGGUCAGUAGAAUAAGGUGUUUAAAAAAAAGAAAUGUCUGUAUCAUAAUUUAAAUAUAAAAAGUGCACUAUUAUAACUAUUGCCUGUGAUUAAAAAGAACAAUUAUGAUUGAAUUGAUGGUCAAAAUAAAGAGAGAUCCACCUUAUUGUUAUGGUUACAGUAAUA
Messenger RNA from Pelmatolapia mariae (spotted tilapia), 6268 nucleotides. It is a transcript of the gene brsk1a, whose product is annotated as BR serine/threonine kinase 1a. The coding region runs from base 1292 to 3889 and encodes 865 amino acids. The record is from RefSeq and is a predicted model, not a curated record. The transcript has 19 exons. Gene Ontology annotation, molecular function: ATP binding; tau-protein kinase activity; protein serine/threonine kinase activity. Gene Ontology annotation, cellular component: cytoplasm. Gene Ontology annotation, biological process: intracellular signal transduction; microtubule cytoskeleton organization; protein phosphorylation. NCBI's taxonomy places the organism in Eukaryota, Metazoa, Chordata, Actinopteri, Cichliformes, Cichlidae.